This is a messenger RNA of Triticum aestivum (bread wheat), 1919 nucleotides long. Its product is annotated as polyadenylate-binding protein-interacting protein 11. The coding region runs from base 511 to 1548 and encodes 345 amino acids. NCBI's taxonomy places the organism in Eukaryota, Viridiplantae, Streptophyta, Magnoliopsida, Poales, Poaceae. The record is from RefSeq and is a predicted model, not a curated record. The transcript has 9 exons. Gene Ontology annotation, molecular function: RNA binding.
UCGCCUCAGCCUCAGCCUCAGCCUCACCGUAACGGAGCAGCUCUGUCUCUCUCUCUCUCUCCUCACUUUCCCUCUCCUCCCGAAAAGGCAAAGCGGAAAGGAGGCAGCAAGAGAGAGAAAGAGGCAGCACGAUACGAGUAACAACCAGGAGAGAGAAACGAGGAAAGAGAGAAGCAGAGGCAGAGGCACCUCCCUCCCCCUCCCCCUGCCGGCUUCCCCUGCUCUCCCCCUGCGCCGGUCGGCUGCAGCAGCUGCUGUCCCCUCCCCCUCCCCCUCCCCGAUCCCCAUGCUCUCCCUCUCCUAGCCCGCCGCAACGACCAACCACCCUCCCCGCGGUUGGCUGUCCCCCUCGCCUCCGAUCCGUCUCCGGGGAUCGAUCCGCACUUCCGCACCGCACCGGGCCUAUAUAUAACCCCUCCCACCACCCCCGCGCGCCUCCCGCCCCCGAACCUUCCAGAACCUCACCGAGCUCUCUCCCCCUCCGGCAGCAGCUUCUUCCUUCCCUUCGGGAUGGCCGUAGUCGAGACCUCCGCCGACCACGUCGCCCCCGCCGCCUCCGACCACGGCGCCGCGCCGUACCGCGCCUCGUCGGAGGGGGGCGACGCGGGGGAGCGCGAGAUGCGGGAUCUGGAGGAGCUCCUCUCCAAGCUCAACCCCAUGGCGGAGGAGUUCGUCCCGCCUUCGCUCGCCGCGCACCCCAUGCCGCCGCCUCCCUACGCCGGCUACUACCCCAACGGCCCACCCGCUGCCGGCUUCGCGCCGGUCGCCUCGCCGGGCCACCGCGGGGUCGUCGGCUUCCCCGCCGCCGACGGCCGCGGCAGGAAGAAGUUCGGAGGGUACGGCGGCGGCUACCCCCACGGCGGCAAGCGGCGGGUCAACAGCCGCACCAGCCAGGCGCAGCGCGACGAGGUGAUCCGCCGGACGGUCUACGUCUCCGACAUCGAUCAUCAGGUCACCGAAGAGCAACUGGCAGCACUAUUUAUCAACGUAGGGCAGGUACACUUUUUGUUUUUUGUUUACAUUUACUUUUUGAGAGCACUGAAUAAUCUGAUUUUUUUUGUGAAGGUUGUGGACUGCCGCAUGUGUGGGGAUCCAAAUUCAGUUCUUCGUUUUGCUUUCAUAGAGUUUACUGAUGAGGAGGGUGCAAGGGCUGCUCUAAAUCUGUCAGGAACUGUGCUCGGAUAUUAUCCUGUGAGGGUUCUGCCAUCAAAAACUGCAAUUGCACCAGUCAAUCCAACGUUCCUGCCCAGGUCUGAUGAUGAGCGUGAGAUGUGUGCAAGGACCAUCUACUGCACAAACAUUGACAAGAAGGUCUCUCAGGCAGAUGUGAAACUGUUCUUCGAGUCAAUAUGUGGAGAGGUCUAUCGGCUGAGGUUGCUUGGGGACUACCAGCAUAAUACUCGCAUUGCCUUUGUGGAGUUUGUUAUGGCUGAAAGUGCUACAGCUGCUCUCAACUGCAGUGGUGUUAUACUGGGUUCCCUGCCAAUAAGGGUGAGUCCAUCUAAGACUCCCGUUCGUCCCCGUGCUCCUCGGCCAAUGAUGAACUAGAGUUGUAGGUACAGGAGGUGCCAAUGGCACUGCUUAUAUAUAGAGAGAUCGACAUAUGUGAAAGAGAAAUUAAGAUAUGUCUUUUCUUCUAAGUUAUCCGCUCGAGUGUCUUUUUAUUGUAUCGCCGGUAAGUAUCAAGACUCGAGCGGAGGAGGGGAAAGGAAAAAUUAGAAAUGGUUGGUCGGUGUUUACCUUUUGCACAUAGAGCUUCUUAGAAGCGGGCCUGUUGCUCUUGUCCUUGAUGCAGCAAGGCGAAACUCGUGAACUUUUGUCUUUGUUCAGUUGUUGGUGUCUUGUUUGCUACUACCUGGAAAGUUGCAGCAAGUCGUUUACCUGAAAAAUGAUGAGCACUUGCCAUUAUGCUGUGCCAA